CGCAGAGCGGCUCCAUGAGGGAACCUUGAGGCGGUUUCCGGUGAAUGGCGGCGAAGGGGGCGAUGCCCGAAAUCCCCUUCACGAGGGUCGUGUCCGUGUCCAGCGAGGACCCGCGGCACCCGGCGCAGAACCUGCUGGACCCCGACGGCGGGGGGAAAUGGAGGGGGGCGGCGGCCGGGGAGAAACAGCUCAGCGUGGUGCUGGAGCUCGGGGGGUCCCGUCCCAUCAACUCCCUGCACAUCGGGAAUGACGGAGCCGCUUUCGUGGAAGUGCUCGGGGGGUCCUCGGCCGGGGGGGACUUCCAGGUGCUGCUCCCCUCCUCAGCCCUGAUGUCCCCCAGCGAGAGCCGGGCGGGGACGGGGCCCAGGCGGGUUCGGCUCUUCGGGCCCGAGCACCUGGUGGGGGCCAAACACACCUGGGACCGGCUGAAGGUGGUGCUGAGCCAGCCCUACUGCCAGAGCCGCCCCUUCGGUCUCUCCUUCAUCCGGGUUUUCGCGGCUCCCGAGGAAAACGAGACCCCACCUGAGACACCUGUUCGGCGCUUGGGCCCCUUCGUGCUGCGGGGGGAGGGGGCAGGGAGCCCCCCCCGCCGCCCCCCCGGGGCCCUGUUCUACCAGCGCCCCUCCCCCAGCACAGACCCCCCAAAGGACCCCCCAAAGGACCCCCCCGGCCCCAGUUACGCCGUCGCUGCCCUCCAGGCCAGCGCAGGCUCCACCCCCAAGGGGGGACUCUCCAGUUCUUCCAAAAUCUCCCUCCAGGCCAGCGCAGGCUCCACCCCCAAGGCUGGUGCAGGCUCCGCCCCCAAGGCCGGUACAGGCUCCUCCCCCAAGGCUGGUGCAGGCUCCUCCCCCAAGCCCCCCAAGCGCCGCCCCCCUCCCAGCACCAACGGCACCACCCCCCCCAAGCAGCCCAAGCCCCCCCGGUCCCCCCGGGCCUCGGGGACCCCCCGAGCCCCCCCCGGGCCCCCCCAGAGCCCCGGGGGUCCGGUGCUGGGGGGGGUGGUGCUGGUGCUGAGCGGGUUCCAGAACCCCCUGCGGGGGCAGAUCCGCGCGGCCGCCGUGGCCUUGGGGGCCCAGUACCGGCCCGACUGGACCCCCGACAGCACCCACCUGGUGUGCGCCUUCCCCAGGACCCCCAAGGCCGCCCGGGCCCGGCAGCUCGGGGGGGUCGUGGUGGGGCCCGACUGGGUCUGGGACUGCCAGAGGGAGCAGAGGAGACUGCCCUGCGGCCCGUACCUCCUGGACGGCUCCGCCUCCUCGGGCAGUGAGGAGGAGGAGAAGGAGGAGCCUGAGGACACCCCGCCCCCUCCACAGCCCCGCCCAUCCCCCAACGCAAAAAAAGGGGCGGGGCCACCUCCUGCCCCUCCACCACCUGCCACAGCCCCAGCCACGCCCCCUGAGUCAGGUGACAGCGACAGCCAAUCGGAGGAGGACGACCCCUACGGAGGCUCCACCGAGGAGAACAGCGAGGAGGGGGAGGGGGCCGAGGAGACCAUCCCCCCCCUGCCUGACUUUUUUGAGGACAAAACUUUCUUCCUGCACGGGGACUUCCCGGAGGGGGAGGGACGGCGGCUGAGACGGCUCGUCAUCGCCUUCGGGGGCACCCUGUCCCCCUCCCUGGACGACUCAGUGACCCACGUGGUGACUGCCCAGGACUGGGACCCCGCCCUCGAGGAGGCACUGGAGCUCCGCCCCUCGCUGACCUUCGUGCGUCCCCAUUGGCUGGAGCUGUGCGGGGAGCGGCAGCGCCCCCUGCCGGCCGCACCCUUCGCUGUUGGACCCCGUGCGUGAUGUCAUCUGGGUGAUGUCAUCACAGCCCCUGCCCCACUUCCCAACCUUCUCCCGCCCCACCCCGAGGGGAAUUAAAGUGGUUUUGGGUA
Molecule: messenger RNA, 1879 nt
Organism: Chiroxiphia lanceolata (lance-tailed manakin)
Lineage: Eukaryota; Metazoa; Chordata; Aves; Passeriformes; Pipridae
Gene: XRCC1
Product: X-ray repair cross complementing 1
Exons: 19
Coding region: 45-1790 (581 amino acids)
Biological process (GO): double-strand break repair via nonhomologous end joining; base-excision repair; single strand break repair
Cellular component (GO): nucleus
Molecular function (GO): damaged DNA binding
Source: RefSeq, a predicted model, not a curated record